CACACACCACAGAGUAUACUAAUUUAAAUAACAGUGCCAUUCACGCAUACUUUACCUAAGUAAUUAAGAAGUGUUAUUUACAACUACAGUUUGAAAUUAGGUUAAUGCCUAAGAAUUCUAUGCAUAAAAACAUCAUUUAUUAUCCUUUCAAGAAAAUAGAUGAAUUUUUAAAGUAUGCUUGGGAUUAAUAAUGGCAUAAUUCGCAUCACGGCCCCUAUGGUGUUGUCGAUAGCUUCGAUCAAACUCAGGCACUUUUAUUUUCUAAAGUUCUACAACCAAGCAAAACACUCCAACCAUUAAUUUUAGUCGCAAUAUUUUAUCUCGUAUUUUAUAUGGGGACACUUCUUAUUAUUGAUGAAAUUUGCUUGCGUUAUUCAGUCGCUUACUGAAAUAGUUUGGUAAUAAUUUUUGAUUCUAAAGGAAUUCGAACACGGAAAUGAGGAAGGGGCGUUAUCCGCACUUUUAUAAAUGUUAAUUUUAAAUUUGAGUUAAUUAUCAUGUAGUAAUUGUCCAUUAUAUCGAAGAGCGAUGUAAUGUUACGGUGGUUAAACUGAAAGUUAUUGCAUUAAAGUUAUACAUCAUGAUCAGUUUAUUUUGAAAUGCGUUCUUUAACGAAAAAAUUGUAUCAAUUUGGAAGGGCUGUGUGUAUAAAGAGUGAAGAUUAGAGUAGGCAAGGCAAGUUGGUACCCAUCCAUCAAUCAGUAUGAAGGUAGUAAUUGUGAUAGCGCUGUCACUAGUUUCAUUAGUUGCUAGUCGACCUGGUGGAUCUUAUUUGCCACCUUCAUCAUUUCCCGAUGGAUCAUAUUUACCGCCGUCAUCAGGUUAUUUACCAGCCGCACAAGAUGUAGAACAUAAGCACGUUUAUUUCUACGGCAGCCCAAAUGGCGAUCUCUACGCCAAGCUAAGGAUUAAUGUUAUACCCGCAUCUCACAAGAGCACCAAGAUCAUCUUUGUAAAGGCCCCGGCAACACAAAUCGUUCCAGAAGUGCACGCUCCUGAAUCCAACGUUGAAGAUAAAACAUUGGUUUACGUUUUGACGAAGAAACCCAAAGACGAAUCGAUCACCAUUCCCACCGGCCUGAAUGUUAAGCAAGAGCAGCCUAUGGUUUUCUUCAUCAAAUACAAUAACAAAAACGACGCAGCCCCAUCAGUUAGUGCGGGAGUAAAAGGGGAACAAGCUGGAUGGCCCGUUCCGAAUAUUGACGGAGAACACGCGUUCGUAGGUACUCUCGGUAACGGAGAUAGUAAAGGGUACGAAUAUGGGGCUCCAAGUGGCCCUUACUGAUGUAACUGCAUUUUCCCUUGUCUCUGCU
Molecule: messenger RNA, 1313 nt
Organism: Photinus pyralis (common eastern firefly)
Lineage: Eukaryota; Metazoa; Arthropoda; Insecta; Coleoptera; Lampyridae
Exons: 2
Coding region: 704-1285 (193 amino acids)
Source: RefSeq, a predicted model, not a curated record